CUGCCUCUGCUGGUGUUCCAAGUGCAUUACCGCUAGCAGUGGUGACGGCCAGCUCGUGGGUAGCAGUCCUAUAGUAAGAUAGACGUGUGCACAAGUCGAGUGAGGGAUCUAUGUUUCAACUGUUGCGUUCAUCAGCAAGUUACAGAUUUUUACUUGGGGCUGACACACAGGACAAUUAUUGAAGACUUUCGGCGCUACGUAGAAUGGUAGAAACUGAACUGGGCCGAAAGGAUCAUCCGACAGGUGAUGUGAAAGACAAACAAGUAAACGGUAGCUCCAAAGACAUCGAACUUAACGUAACUCUACCAACAACCAGAAAGCGUGACAUCGAAAAAAGCAGUAACUUUGAGAAAGCUGGCUUUGAAAAAGCAAUUGAACUUACAGGGUACGGAAAAUUCCAUUACUUUCUGCUGACUACAUGUGGUUUUGUGAGUACGAGUGAAGAGAUGGACGUAAUCUCCAUGUCAUUCAUUCUUCCAUCAGCACAGUGCGACUUGAAUUUGAAUACGCAUACAAAGGGCUGGCUCAACUGCAUUAUCUUUAUAGGUAUGAUGGCUGGUGCAUAUGUAUGGGGCUCAGUGGCAGAUUCCUUGGGUCGAAAGAAAGUGCUGAUUGCGAUAUCAGUAAUGAAUGCCAUCUGCAUAGUUGCCUCCAGCUUUUGUCAGACAUAUGAACUGUUUAUGCUAUUCAGAUUUCUCAAUGGAGCUGCGCUCGGUGGAAGUGGUCCUGUUAUAUGGUCUUACUUUGCUGAAUUCCAGCCAAAAUCUAAACGAGGGUCAAUGUUAAGUUUUAUGGCUGCAUUUUGGACGUUAGGAAACCUUUUUGUAGCAUGUCUAGCAUGGCUAAUAAUUCCAAGCAGUAUUGGAUAUUUUUCACCAACAUUUAAGUACAACUCAUGGCGUAUAUUUCUCCUAGUUUGUUCACUGCCAAGUUUUGUUGUGGCUAUUCUGCUAAUAUUUCUUCCUGAGAGCCCAAAAUUUUUACUGUCACAAGGUGACCGUGAAGGAGCACUGAACAUUUUCAAAAAGAUAUAUCACAUCAACACAGGAAAACAGCAUGAUUUAUAUCCAGUGAAAGAACUACUAAAUGAAUUUCCAAAAACUGAAGAUGAAAUUGAAAAAGAAGAGGAGAAAGUUGGGAAAUGUCGAAACAUGAUGAGUGACAUUGCGGACAACAGCAGACAGUUAUUUAUUUCUCCAAUACUGAAAUUUACUCUUAUUUCCAUCUUAAUCAACUUUACUUUUCAUAUUGGGUAUUAUGGGCUGAUGAUGUGGUUUCCUGAACUGUUCAAUCGUUUUAAUGCAUAUUCUCAAGCACAUAAGGGGCAAGAAGCAUCUGUGUGUGAAAUAACAGAAUAUGUUGUGAAGACAGGUUUGGAAUCCAAGGAUAAACUGUGCAGUGAUAAAAUCGAGAGUGAUGUAUUCAUGGAGUCCCUUAUUACCGUAGCAGCUGCUUUUCCAAGCAAUAUUCUUGCAGUACUUUUCAUGGAUAGGCUUGGCAGAAAAUUCUUUCUUGUCUUUAGCACAUUUUCUUCUGGUCUUUGUGCCAUUGGUAUGUACUUUGUCACCAAUAAAAAACAAAAUCUUAUAGUAUCAGCUGUGUUCAGUAGUGUCAUCAGCUGUGGUAAUGCAGCCCUUGACUGCCUCAUUACAGAAAUAUUUCCAACAAAUUUAAGAGCAACUGGUGUAGCAAUAUCCAUGGUUGCUGCCAGACUUGGAGGUAUCAUUGGCAAUAUUGUGAUAGCUACUCUGUUAGAUAUGUAUUGUCCUGCACCAACAUUUAUAGUAGCUGGACUUCUUAUAGGGGGAGGAUUACUUUGUUUAAUGUUACCAAACACAACCCGUGAACCACUUUCUUGACAUCUGCUUAAAAAACAUCAUCAUAUACUGAAACCAAGCAGCAGGAACUGCCCACAAUCCUGUCAAAAUGGACUGACCUUGAAGCCAAAACGUUGACGAUAAAAUCAGCGGUUUCAUGGAAUGUUCAAGUAGGAGAGCAACCAUGUAGAAGAAGCUUUAUUAGACAUCACAUAAUUCAUUCCAGAUACAUUCUGUAAAAACAUGAUGUAGCAUUAUAUUUUAAGAAAGGACACUUGUUCAAUAUUUUUGGUAUUAACAUGAACAAGCUGGUUAUCUUGUAUACUGAUGAGUGCAUUGCAAUGUUUGUUAGUACAGAGUGAAUGUGAUAGUUGUUGCCUUAUAAGAACAUUCCUUGGGUUUGAUUGCUUGAAGACUAGAAUCUGUGAUAAGUAAACUAUUGGUGAGGUUCCUUUUAACUGUAAUACCAAUGUUAUGUUUAAUGCCACAGCUAUGGACAGGAGGUUGGAAAAGAUUUUAAAUUACAGCAUUUACUGUAUUCACAGUAUGCUAACUGAGAAAAACAUAUCAUGACUGUAGAUCACAAUUUCAACUAGUUUGGUUAUGGGGCUUUGUACAAGCCACAUCAAAGGCAGCAAAAAAACAAAUUUUGAGCCUCAGAUCAUAACAUAAUGGCACAUGAUAGAACUUGUCAGUCUUUCUGCCAGACAUCUUGACAUCCAUUGAAGACAUGUAUCUUUUAACAGUUACUGUAACUGUUCUGUAUUAGUAAUUGGCAUACCAAAUUUAUUCAUCAUAGGUACAAAUUUGGUAACACAUUCCUAUUUACCCUAUCAAAGUUCAUACUAUUGCUUAUAUUCAUAAGGCAUAUAAUCUCUUGAUGAAUUCUGAAUCUGUUCAGAAUUUAACUGUAACGUAAACUUGCUAAUGAGAUUAUUUGGACAGGAUAUCUGCAGAAACAAUUUCAUGUGGCAACAUACCAAGGGAUGUGUUAAGAUAUUUUAAUUAGGUAAACGUAGAUUUAAUACAAUGUGUCAAAUUAUUGGGGGAGGGGGACUGAGCAAUCACCUCCUCUGUAGACUAAGUGUUUUGGAGGGUUUCUCCUGAAAACUGUUUUAUUUUUGUUGGGUUGAUUCCAGUUAUAACAAAUUGGUUACAUAGGAAUAACUUAAUAAUGAUUUUAAAAUAUAUUAAACUGAUUGAACAUUUAAAAAUUGUGAUUUCCAUACAUACUUUGCUUGCAUUUAUUUAUUUAUUCAUGCUGAAAGUUUUGGUAUGCGAGUUAGACUUCAGGUGAGACAUCUCUUCAGGAUACCCAAGACUUUCACUGAAUAUUAAGCUACAGUAUUACUUGUUGUCAAAGCUUGUGAUAUUUUAACAUCUUGGAUGACAUCAAAACAGGUGUAAUUUUAUGAUACUAAAAGUAACACUUAUGACAUUAAAUUGAUGCCUUAUAUCCUUGGGAAAUAUGUGCAGGCAAUAGACAAACAACUCUGACAUCUUUUUCCAAGCAGUCUUAAACUCAGUCAUUUAAUAUGGCUGCCAGGUCUUUAGGACAAAGAAGGUUAUACAUAACAAUUUUCCCACGUCUUUCCUAAGUGUAGUAUAGCCACAGAUAACUCUUACUCUCAGUAUGAGACAUAAGACUGAGGAUUUCUAGGAUCUGAGGGAUGUCAGUAUAAUUCUAGAAUUCUUCUUAAAAAAGACCUAUAUACAAUUAAAAUGAUGUUACAUUUUGAAAUUUAUAGAAAACUUGUCAAAAUACAGUCAUACAGCUACAUAUUAAUUCAUAUAAUAAUAAAGUUACAGUAGAUUAAACAAUUAUAACAAAUUGUGUAUCACUUAUGAAUAUUAAUAAGGCCAAACGAUGCAUGUAUAAACAACUCCAGCUUAUAUUAUCUUUUGGGUCUUUGUUAAAUAAAUUAUUGCCCAAGUACUGUCUCUCUGCACUGAA
This is a messenger RNA of Zootermopsis nevadensis, 3771 nucleotides long. Its product is annotated as synaptic vesicle glycoprotein 2B. The record is from RefSeq and is a predicted model, not a curated record. Gene Ontology annotation, biological process: transmembrane transport. Gene Ontology annotation, molecular function: transmembrane transporter activity. Lineage: Eukaryota; Metazoa; Arthropoda; Insecta; Blattodea; Termopsidae. Gene Ontology annotation, cellular component: membrane.